This is a messenger RNA of Bufo gargarizans (Asiatic toad), 3246 nucleotides long. It is a transcript of the gene CLPX, whose product is annotated as caseinolytic mitochondrial matrix peptidase chaperone subunit X. Gene Ontology annotation, biological process: protein catabolic process; proteolysis; protein folding. NCBI's taxonomy places the organism in Eukaryota, Metazoa, Chordata, Amphibia, Anura, Bufonidae. The transcript has 14 exons. Gene Ontology annotation, cellular component: mitochondrial matrix. Gene Ontology annotation, molecular function: ATP binding; ATP-dependent protein folding chaperone; protein dimerization activity. The record is from RefSeq and is a predicted model, not a curated record. The coding region runs from base 192 to 2066 and encodes 624 amino acids.
GCGGUGUUUGUGAUUGGUCGGGUCGUUGAACCCAGCCGGGCUGACGACAUUGCAGGCUGCUGGCCCGGGCUACUCUGCGGUUCCGGUUUGACUCUCAAGCCUCCCUGUCUGGUACCGGACCGGAAUUUCUAGAGUACACGCUGAGUCCUGUCCGCCCUGUCACGCCAGCUUAGAGACCGGGCACCGGGACCAUGUCCGGCCCCAGCUGUUCGUGCGCAGCCAGGAUCAUCAGCAGCACCCUGCAUAGAGGAGUUGCUUGCAGUCGGGGACAUCUAUUAGUUUUUAGAAGACCUGGAACUCUUGAGGCUCCUGUAAAGAGGAAGAUACCAUAUAGAGCCUUCUCUGAGACUACCGUGUAUUUUGCCUCUAAAGACGGCGCCAGCAAAGAUGGAUCAGGGGAUGGGAAGAAAACUGUGAGUGAAGGAGGCAGUAAGAAGUCCUCUGGCAGCUCAGGGAAAGGAGGAAAUCAGCUGCGAUGCCCGAAGUGUGGAGAUCUGUGCACCCAUGUAGAGACGUUUGUCUCCUCUACUCGUUUUGUGAAGUGUGAGAAAUGUCACCACUUCUUCGUUGUGCUGUCAGAGGCAGAUUCAAAGAAGUCUAUAAACAGAGAACCUGAGACUGCUGCUGAAGCUGUGAAACUAGCAUUUCAACAGAAACCACCACCACCACCUAAAAAGAUCUAUAACUACCUCGACAAAUAUGUGGUGGGCCAAUCAUUUGCAAAGAAAGUGCUUGCUGUUGCUGUGUACAAUCAUUACAAGCGGAUAUACAAUAACAUCCCAGUUAACAUAAGACAGCACGCUGAAGUGGAGAAGCAGACCUCUCUAACCCCUCGAGAGUUAGAGAUAAGAAGACGGGAAGAUGAGUACAGAUUUACAAAACUACUGCAGAUUGCUGGGAUCAGUCCACAUGGCAAUGCCUUGGGAGCAUCUAUGCAACAGCAAGUGAACCAACAAAUGCCACAGGAGAGGCGAGGAGGUGAUGUGCUGGACUUGAACAAUGAAGACAUCAAGCUAGAGAAAAGUAAUAUUCUGCUGCUUGGCCCAACUGGGUCUGGUAAAACCCUUCUUGCACAGACAUUGGCAAAAUGCCUGGAUGUCCCCUUUGCUAUCUGUGACUGCACCACCCUGACUCAAGCUGGAUAUGUGGGAGAGGACAUUGAGUCUGUAGUUGCUAAACUGCUUCAGGAUGCCAAUUACAAUGUGGAGAAAGCUCAGCAAGGAAUUGUAUUUUUGGAUGAGGUUGACAAGAUUGGUAGUGUCCCAGGCAUCCAUCAGCUGAGAGAUGUGGGUGGGGAAGGCGUGCAGCAGGGUUUGCUGAAGCUUCUUGAAGGCACUGUAGUUAAUGUCCCAGAGAAAAACUCAAGGAAGCUGCGUGGUGAAACCGUUCAAGUUGACACCACAAAUAUCCUCUUUGUAGCGUCUGGAGCUUUCAAUGGCCUGGACAGGAUCAUCAGUCGGAGAAAGAAUGAAAAGUAUUUGGGAUUUGGCAUUGCUUCGGAUAUUGGUAAAGGACGCAGGGCAGCUGCAGCAGCAGAUCUAGCAAAUGCCAGUCCUGAAUCAAAUGCAGUACAAGACAUUGAAGAGAAGGACCGUCUGCUGCGCCAUGUGGAAGCAAGGGACCUCAUUGAGUUUGGCAUGAUCCCAGAGUUUGUGGGUCGCCUACCUGUAGUGGUGCCUCUUCACAGCCUUGACGAGCAGACUCUUGUACGCAUCCUCACUGAGCCACGUAAUGCCGUUGUGCCGCAAUACCAGGCUCUGUUCAGCAUGGAUAAGUGCGAGUUAAAUGUCACUGAAGGUGCUCUGCGGGCCAUUGCUAGACUGGCUCUUGAACGAAAAACAGGUGCUAGAGGCCUUCGCUCAAUCAUGGAGAAGCUCCUUCUUGAGCCUAUGUUUGAAGUUCCAAACUCUGACAUAGUUUGUGUUGAGGUGGACCAGGAAGUGGUUGAAGGCAAAAAAGAGCCAAGUUAUGUCCGAACACAAAAUAAAGAGGCAACCGAGGAAGAGUAUGACUCUGGAGUGGAAGAGGAAGGCUGGUCCCGACAGGCUGAUGCAGCAAACAAUUAGACUGUGCCAGUUCUCUACUGUUCUCCUUCAGUGUUAAAAUUGCUUAUUCUUCUUUAGCAAAAAAACUAACACUCUUCACAAUGCUAAAUACAACUUUUAUUACCCGAAAAACUCCACUUUGGGAGAACAACCAGGAAACUCAUUUUAAGGAACUUCAGAUUUCUACUGUAGAGAGCAGUCUUUAUACAAGUCAGACAAUAACGGUGUAUAUUAUCCAGGGCUUUUAUAAGACAAGAAUCUUUUUGUUAACACUUCAUUUACUGGGAUUAGCCAUAAUUAAUUUUACAAUAAUGUUCAGUCAUGCAGGUGGGCACUCUACUGAAACAUGGUUGUUUGGGUUACACAGGGGUCUCUUGCAUCUCCCAAAUUCAUUUUCCAUUAGUGUUAUUUCUUGUCAGUUCAGAGACUUGUUUUUAUGUCCUUUUUUUUUUUUUUUAUGUCCUGGCUCUCCUAAACUGGAACCUUACAUGAAUACUUAAAGAUUUUAGUUCUCUUCUACACUAAUGGUAUAUUUUAUAUCUCCUAGGGAUAUGGUUACUAACUUGACCCCUUCCCUCACCUCAGUUGGCAUGGGUUCAUAUCAGGGGUGCUUUACAUGUGCCUGUCAUCUGUGCCUCUUCUGAGUCAUUGCAUGAUACGUUUGUAUGACCAUGCCUUCCUGCUCUCUAUACAGACGUUUGAUGGACCACGGAGGCAAUAUAACCUGCUGCAUUUGUGGUCUGUUUCUAAGUAUCCUAAAUCUGGCUGUAAUCUGCAAACCCUAGGUAGCCUGUCUAAUGAAACCCUUCUACAAAUUCUCCAUUUCCCAUAAGACAGUAUCUUCUAUAGUAAAGGGAUUGUUGGUUCCUUGUGCAAUCAUAUUUGAUUGAUUUUUGUAAUUAAUUUCCUGCUGGAAAUGUAUUAUGUCAUGCUGCAGACCCCACAGUAGUGGCAGGGUGUGGAUAUAAAAAGCUUUUAAGUUAUAGAGGAAUGCCUGUCUGCUGAAUUUGUUGUUUUUUUGUUUUUUCUCUUUUGAUUUUAGAAUUUCACAGAUACUGGCUAAAAUAAUGUUAUAAUAAUUCUGUAUAACAUUCACCUAAAUAAACGUCUUUAGCCAAAAUGUUUGUGACACUAAAGGACUUAAAUGUCUUCAAGUUUUGUAGUUCCUUUAAAGAAAUAAAAAACAUGGAUAAAAUCUUUA